AUGAAUAAGAUCCUCGCGCUCAGUCUCGCGGCUGAGAUUUUACUCCCCCGCGUAGCCGCGAGCUUCGACAGCAAUCUGAACUUUGCGAGUCCCUCCCGUCGCCACGCUGGCCUCGGAAUCGACGUCCCGCACGUCUCGCGGCGUAGCAUGAAGCGCGGCGCUGUAGCGUUUGCACCGGAAGAGCUGGAUUUCACGCAUGGCGUGGCGUCUGGCGACCCGUACGCCGAUAGCGUGAUUCUGUGGACCCGGGCUGCGCCGUCGCUGGACUCGGAUGGGAGCAAUGUUACGGUCGAGGGGCCGGUGCCGCUGUAUAGUCACGAGACGCAGACUUAUAUCGAUGCGGAUGCUAGUCCGGUUUGCGUGGAGUGGAGGGUUUGGUCGAAUGAGACUGGGGGUGGAGAUGGGGGUGUUGUGGCUACGGGGGAUGCGUAUACGACUAGUGAUAUUGAUUAUACCGUUAAGGUCGAGGCGACGGGGCUGCAGCCGUUUACUACGUAUAACUACCAGUUUACCAUCUGCGGGUCGAGCAAGACGAGUUCUGUUGGGCGGACGAAGACUGCGCCGUUGGCGGAUGUUGAUGUUCCGGAGCUGAGGUUUGCUGUCUUUUCUUGUAGUAAUUAUCCGAAUGGCUACUUUAAUGCCUACGGGAAUGCCGCGCGGAAGGAUGAGCAGGAUUAUAUAGUUCAUCUCGGUGACUACAUAUACGAAGGCAACGCAAAGGGCGAGCGAGCCCAUGCGCCGCCCAAGUAUCUGUUUAGUCUAUAUGAUUACAGAACUCGCCACGGGCAGUAUCGUACGGAUCCGGAUCUUCAACUUGCUUCCCAGAACUUUGCCUGGAUAGCGACCUGGGACGACCACGAGGUCUCGAAUAACGGGUAUCGAGAUGGGUCUAGCGCUUUGAACAACACCGAAGAUUCUUUUCAUAAGGACGGUGGUGUUAGCGUAGACCAGCGGAAGAUGAAUGCUGUGAGAGCCUAUUUCGAGUGGAUGCCUAUUCGCCAAGUCGACCUCGAUGAUAACCUAAGGGUAUGGAGGAACUUUCAGAUGGGAAAUCUCCUGGAUUUUAUCGUACUCGAUACUCGGAACUAUGAUCGAAGCAUUACUUCGCUUGACUGGAACGAUAAUUAUAUCGACCUUAUACGGAAUGACGCCUCGCGAACACUGAUGGGUUCUCACCAGGAGAAUUGGUUUUAUAACCAACUGUCCAAAUCUCAAGACCGAGGUGCGACUUGGCGUAUAAUUGGCAAUCAGAUCGUAUUCUCGCACAUUGUCGAGUCUUAUGGUUAUGGUGGCGACAACUGGAAUGGGUACCAAGCAAACAGAAACCGGACACUAAAGCACCUCUACGACAACAAAAUCACUAACACCAUCUUCCUGGCCGGCGAUAGCCAUCAAAAUUGGGUAUCAGACCUAGCCUGGCUAGACGAGAAGCCCUACGACUCAACCACCGGCGAAGGCUCCGUCGGCGUCGAAUUCGCCGGAACAGCCGUCAGCUCUACCGGGUUCAACGGGUUGAUUGCGCCGGGCCGAGCCGAGGCCGAGUAUCGUGUGGGAAAUAAUUCGGUGCUGCAGUGGCAGGACGGGUACUACCGCGGCUACUUCCUGUUGUCGGUGACCCCUGAUAAACUAGAUGCCCGGUAUUACGGGUCGCCGAGCGUGGCAUCCCGAAACGCGUGGGAUUUGCCGCUGGCGAAUUUCACGGUGUUUGCGGGUGAGAAUAAGCUUGCUAGGCCGGUUGGUGGAGGGAGUGUUGAGGUUGGGUUUUUGAGGGGAGGUAAGACUAAUCCCACGAAUAUCACGCUGAAUACUGAUACAUGGGAAUGGGAUAUCGUUGGCUAUAAUCAAAUGUAUAUCGUUACCUAG
Daldinia childiae is the source of this 1863-nucleotide messenger RNA. Its product is annotated as Alkaline phosphatase D. The transcript is spliced from 11 exons. The coding region runs from base 1 to 1863 and encodes 620 amino acids. The record is from RefSeq and is a predicted model, not a curated record. NCBI's taxonomy places the organism in Eukaryota, Fungi, Ascomycota, Sordariomycetes, Xylariales, Hypoxylaceae.